This is a messenger RNA of Aspergillus terreus NIH2624, 1278 nucleotides long. Its product is annotated as F-box protein. The coding region runs from base 1 to 1278 and encodes 425 amino acids. Lineage: Eukaryota; Fungi; Ascomycota; Eurotiomycetes; Eurotiales; Aspergillaceae. Gene Ontology annotation, molecular function: protein binding. The transcript has 3 exons. The record is from RefSeq and is a predicted model, not a curated record.
AUGAAUCCAAUGCAUCAGCUCCUCCUGAAUGUGAGAAAGGCUCGCGCCUCCAUCUCCCGAGGGAGGAGGAAAUCGGAAGCUACCAAGGGAAACCCCUCGAAACACUGCCCCGUUCCCUCGUCCAUGUCAUCCGUAUCAGUGAUUGACAAGUCCAAUUUGAUUCCUACGUCAUCAUCCUGGGACAUCCUUCCCGUCGAGCUCCAGAUUAAGAUAUUCGGCCAUUGUGGCAUCAAGGACCUACUUAAGUUGAAACUCGUCUGUACCGCCUUUUUCCGACUGAUUUCCUCCAACGAACAUGCCAUCACCCGGCAGUACCUCCGACAGCGCCGCCAUGGGACCCUUCCCUCCCCGAUAAAUAAUGAGCGGACCUACACUCGCAACCCGGAAGACGACGUCGUUAUCUUGUCCGACCUGUUUCCCCCGACUGAGAGCGUGAAGGGUGGCCACAUAUAUUCAUUUCGUUAUGUCUACAGCCUGCGACGCCGGCAGAACCUCUGCGCGACGCUGAGCUAUUACCUAGCAGACCGCGUCAUGGAUCGCUUCAUGCACCACGAGACCGUGUACAUGAAGACCAUGUUUCCUUCCAGGAAGGAACGUACUGCGUUUCAAAAGCAUACCGUUGCGAGGAUUUGGUUCUAUAUCACGCCGCUUAUGUAUUACACUCUUUACUUCCUCGAAGCCUAUAGUCGGGCUAGGCGAGAGCAGACGAAUAUCCUUCUACGUGAAUUCGAGGUCGGGCGGCUUCCCGUCCGCGUCCAUCCUGACGAUCGCAUGUCGAUGUAUCGCGAGCUGCAGGCGCGGAUUCUUCGAGAGCCUCCCUUUACCAACAACUCUACUCUUGUGUCCACCCAUCACUGCUUCCAACUGCUAGUCUCGUAUAUGCGGUAUACAGUGCCACCCGACGAGCAAGGCCCUCGGGACGACAGCUGGAUUGGCUCACUCCUCACCGUAUCACCGUUCACUCGGAUUGUGGAAUACUUCUCUGCCGAGAUUGGGGAUGGUGGCAGCCAGCGAACUCAGAGAAAAGAUUUCAUGCACAAUUUCCAUCACGACAUCACAGUAAACGAGAAGGAUGACAUGGAAUCGAUCGUCUUUGAGCGGAUCCCAAAUGCGCACCUGCAUUCUUCCGUUGAGGACGUCUGGUUUGAUGCGGCUAGACGCGAGAUGGCCCGGAGAAGGAUAACGCCACACGACGCAGAACUUGUUCCUGUCUGGGAGGGGUUGCCCAUCCUCAUCGGGUGUGAAAGCUGUCAUGCCUCGGAAGGAUGGCUUGCAUAG